AUGACGAUGCGCAAGAUUACGUUCUUUUACCUCCUUGGCGCGGUAGCGGCUGUCUUGGUCUUGGCGGUACCUGCGCAAGCCCAGUCAGGAAUGGCAGGCAAGGAUUCCCAGGCCGUGACCGAGGGACAGCCCGAGCGGUUCUCUCUUGUUGAAGCCGACGGAGACAUCCUGAGGGUCGACCGGCAAACUGGCACUGUUUCGAUUUGCCGGAAACAGAACAGCUCCUGGAGAUGCAACCCGGUGCCAUUGGCGGAAGAAGCCUAUCUUGCGGAAAUCAAUGAGCUGGCAGCGGAAGUUGACCGCCUGUCAGCCCGUCUUGAGCAACUGGAAGAUCAGGCCGGAUCUCCCGCGCCGCAAGCACCUGGUUCGACUCUGAAACGGCAGGGCCCGAAGACAGAUGACGGAGACCAGACAUCCAGAUGGAUCGAGGAGGAUGAGGAGCUGGAACGGGUUCUGACCUUUACUGAAAGUGCCAUGCGGCGAUUUUUCGGCAUGGUGCGUGACUUGCAGAAAGACUUUGACAACGACGGGAACUAG
Molecule: messenger RNA, 537 nt
Organism: Effrenium voratum
Lineage: Eukaryota; Dinophyceae; Suessiales; Symbiodiniaceae
Source: the annotation of a GenBank genome assembly